Molecule: messenger RNA, 998 nt
Organism: Acaulospora colombiana
Lineage: Eukaryota; Fungi; Glomeromycota; Glomeromycetes; Diversisporales; Acaulosporaceae
Source: the annotation of a GenBank genome assembly
GCCGGAAUGUGUCAAUGCAGCCUAUGAACCAGUGUGUGGUGCUGUCGAUCUGGCAGCGCUGCGCAAGUGGCCAACAACAGCGUGAACACGUGGAGCGCCAUGGCGUGAUGGGCGUGUUCAGGCCGGAAUGUGUGGAUGCAGCCUAUGGACCAGUGUGUGGUGCUGUCGAUCCGGCAGCGCUGCACAAGUGGCCAACAACAGCUGCGAUGGGAAAGUUUUAUAAAGAAUCGUCCCCUGUCGAUCCUCAGCACUGCACAAGCGGCCAGCGACAGCGCAACACCAGCAUACUGGCAUUACGAGUGUGGCUGAAAGGACUGGCCAAUGACAGCACAAGACAGGCGUGCGUGGGUGCUACAAAUGCAACCAACACUGCACAAGUGGCCAACGACAGCAUGAACGGAUGCGGCACCAUCGCGGAACAAGGCUGGCUGGAAUCUGUCGAUGCUGCCUGUCGACCGGUGCAUGGUGCUGUCGAUCCGGCAGCAUUGUGCGGGGCAGCCAGUCGACAUGUCCAUGGUGCUGUCGAUCUGGCAGCGCUGCAUGAGUGGCCAACGACAGCGCCAGAAUGUGUCAAUGCAGCCUAUGGACCAGUGUAUGGUGCUGUCGAUCCGGCAGCGCUGCACAAGAUGGAAUAUGUCGACGCAGCCUAUCGACCAGUGCAUGAUGCUGUCGAUCCGGCAGCGCUGCACGAGUGGCCAACGACAGCGCCGGAAUGUGUUGACGCAGCAUAUCGACCAGUGCAUGAUGCUGUCGAUUCGGCAGCGCUGCACGAGUGGCCAACACCAGCGCCGGAAUGUGUCAAUGCAGCCUAUGGACCAGUGUGUGGUGCUGUCGAUCCGGCAGCGCUGCAUAAGUGGGGAACGACAGCGCUGGAAGGUGUUGGUGCAGCCUAUCGACCAGUGUAUGGUGCUGUUGAUCCGGCAGCGCUGCACAAGUGGCCAAUGACAGCGUGCACGGUUGCAGCGCCAUGGCGUGAUGGGUGCCUGCGGAUCUUUCAG